CUCUGCCCAGCAGUGCAGGUGGUAGUAAGCUACAGAAUGCUGUGGCGGCCAGAUCCCUUGGAGGAGAAUAAUUUUCCUGGCGGGGUGACGGGAGGACUGCACAGGAGAGAGGCUGAUGUGGAGGCUGCUGCCCGCUGGGUGAGGAGAGCCGCUUCCAGGGGACACCCGGUCCUCAUCCCCAAUCCUGCAGUUUUCAAUCCUACCCCGCUGCUCCCUCGACGGUUCUCGGUUCCCAGCCCCCUCCCCGCGCUGGAAGGUGACAACCACGAAAAGGAGGGUGACUCUCUCCUCGGCCGGGGCUUCAGGUGACAUCACAUCCUCCAAAUGCGAAAUCGGGUCUGCGGCCGGCCCAGGGGCUCAGCUCCACGUCUAGGUGCCGAGCGUCCUCCCGCGCGCCUGCUCUCCCGUCGGAGCCUGCCGCUGAGCCGUGUCCUGCCAAGCGCGCCAUGGCCUCGUCGGCGACAGCCCUGCUCCUGCCGCUGACCCUGCUGCUGCACUUCGCCGCGGCCUUCGGGCAGAGCCAGAUCCGGAUGAAGCCAAAGGAGGUGACGGCGAUCCUAGACAAACCUGUGACGCUGAUCUGCGAAGUGCUGCUGUCUGACUUGGGGGAUAGCUGCUCCUGGGUGUUCCAGCGGAGCGCCGCGGCCAGCCCCACCUUCCUGCUGUACCUCAGCAAAACACGCAACCAGGUGGACUCUCCGCUCAACUCGGGCAAGCGCGUCCAGGAAAAAGUCUUCAGCCUCACCCUGCACCAUUUCCGCGAGGAGGACCAGGGCUACUACUUCUGCGUGGUCGUGGGCUCCCUCAGCCUACACUUCAGCCCCUCUGUGCCCGUCUUCCUGCCAGCCAAGCCCACCACGAUGCCGGCGCCGCGGCGACCCUCGGCGGCGCCCACCACCGCGCCGCAGCCCCGGAGCCUGCGCCCAGAGGUCUGCCGGCCCUCAGGGGGUGCCGCAGUGGACUCGAGGGGGCUGGACCUCACCUGUGACAUCUACAUCUGGGCGCCCCUGGCUGGGGCCUGCACGGUCCUUCUCCUAUCACUGGUCAUCACCGUCAUCUGCAACCACAGGACCCGCAGACGCGUCUGCAAAUGUGCCAGGCCAGUGGCGAGACCAGGAGGCAAGCCGAGUGCUUCAGAGAGAACCAUCUAACGUGUGACAGCCACUUCGCGACUUCAGACAGACGGCUCCUUAUGAGAAGAGCAAGUCCUCCCCCCCGCCCCGCCCCAGCCCCAGCCCCAGCCCCAGCCCUAGCCCUGUAUACCUUCCUAUGUAGUGGUCCUCAUUAGCUGGGUGGGGUGGGGGUGGGGGUGGGGGUGGGGAUGGGGAGGGUUACUUUGUGGAUUUACUCUCACAGACCCAUAGUGCACACAUACUGGGGUACAGGCCAGGAAGAGGCGGUCGGGGCUACCCAGAACUGCGAGCUCAGAGUCACGCAGACAGGGCUGAAGGUGGUCUCAGUGCCCUAGGGGUGGAAGCCUCUUCCCUGCCUGUUUGGGGGCUGAAGGCCUGACGGGUGGUGCGGGUGUUGCGAUGAGUCACAGCACAGGGCUGGAGCCCACUCCUCUCCCAGAUCAGCGCUCUUUUCCUUCACGGUUCCAUGAUGUCGCUGAACAGUUACGAGACCUGUGUAUACCAGACCUGUGAAACCUGUGAAACUGUAGACAGCACAAAUCCCUAGAGUCGAGUUGAAGGGGUGAAUGGAAUCCCAGAAAACAAAUCUAAAAAUCUCCGACCACACUGCUGCCCUUGCCCUUGCCUGCAGAGGCACCUGUUCCCAAGUCCACUGGACUGUCAGUACCGCCAGUCUCUCCACUGGAGACCACACUCCUGGCAUCACUGGUGACUAAUUGUGUUUUCUGUGAAGCUGGGAUGGUUGGAGGGCUCCUCCUCCAUCAGCAGAUGCCCGGAUGGGGCAGAACAGGCUGUGAUGAGGUGGCCAAGAGCCAAAGCUGCUGCCCACUGCACAUUUCCUCUCUUAUGACCUUGACCAGCAAUGUUUUCUCAUCCCGAGAGAAGACUCACCCCUAAUUGUUUACCUUGGGGGCAACCCUCUGUUAAUAUUACAGUGUUUUCUUCCAAUUGUCUAUGCAUAUAUGUAAGAUACCUUGUUUUCUGAUCGGAAGUGUACUAUACCUUUAUUAAGUGGCUGUUAAUAAACAUUAAUGGUAUCGUG
Molecule: messenger RNA, 2175 nt
Organism: Oryctolagus cuniculus (rabbit)
Lineage: Eukaryota; Metazoa; Chordata; Mammalia; Lagomorpha; Leporidae
Source: RefSeq, a predicted model, not a curated record